UGCUUGCACUUCGGCCGUUUCCUCCCGCUUCACGCCAUGGCGGAACCCACAGACGCAGAGGCCAAGCGCCGGAGGGUGGAGCCGGUGAUGCCGGCGCCCGACAUGAUGAUGGGCAUGUCGCGGAGCAUGGUCACAAUGAUGCAGUUCAACGAGCAGAAGCAGGACUACAUCAAUAGCCUGUCCAACCUCGAGGAGGAGACCCCUCAGUACAACCAGACUCUGCAAGAGUGCCACCAGCGAGGCGCUGAGCGGUGUGUCAAGGUGACGAACCAGCACCGGGGCCUCUACGUCAAGGCGGCCCAGUUUAUCGCCUCCAUCCGCGGCGGCACCGGGGAGCGGGGGGUGCCGAAGCCCUAUGUCGACGCGCUGGCGACCUUCACGGACCACGCCCCGCACAAGUCCAUCGAGGAGGUGGCGGAGGCGCUCCAGGAGUGCAUGUCGCUGGGUCAGUGGCCGACGGCGCCGCUGGACGAGGCCUGCGACCUGCGGUGGAUCGAAGCAGAGCCCAUCGCCUCGGCGUCGCUGGCGCAGGUGCAUCGGGCGGAGCUGAGGGACGGCACCAAGGUGGCCGUGAAAGUGCAGUACCCCGAACUUCGAAAGGAGAUGGCCUCGGAUUUCGCAGUCUUCAAGACCAUGGGCGCGCAGAUCAAGCAGAUGGCCGCGGGCUACGACCUCUUGUGGGUCGUGGAGGACUUCGAGACGAACCUGCAGCGGGAGCUGGACUUCACCUUGGAGGCUCUCAACGGGGAGGAGACGGCACGACAGCUAGCGCACCGGGAGCAGAUCUACGUGCCGAAGGUCUUCAAGGAGCUGUCCUCCUCUAGAGUGCUGGUCAUGGAGUACUUGGACGGCCUGCUGAAGGCCAACGACCCCGUGGGCCUGCGCAAGGCGGGGCUGGACGUGGCGGAAUGCGCCCAGCUGCUCUGCGACACCUUCGCGGAGAUGAUCUUCGUGCAUGGCAGGGUGCACGCAGACCCGCAUGCUGGGAACAUCUACUUCAGAGCGGUGGGCCCCAGCGGCCAGAAACGCCCGCAGCUGGUGCUCUUGGACCAUGGCCUCUACUACGACCUCUGCGAGGGCGACCACGAUGUUCGCCUGAACUUUUGCCAGUACUGGCAGGCCUGCUGCGCCAAGGACCGGCAGAAGAUGACGGAGCUGGGCCAAACCUUUGCGGGGGCCCUGCACCGCUUCCUGCCGCUGAUUUUGUCGCCCUCCUUCGUCUUCGGCGGCUCCGGGGUGUCAUUGCGGGAGAUCCUCUCGGCGGCCAGAGGGCACCUGCCGGAGAGCCUCACCUUGAAGGACGUGGCGGACUUUGUGGUGGCCACCCGGAUGGGCGGGCACAACCUGCUGGGAGUGCUGCACUCCUUAGGCUACACGCGAGGCCUUUUGGAGGCGCUGGGCUUCGACGAGUCGCGGCGCCUGGCCUCGAUGCUGCGCUUCGCGACGCUGGGGGCCACCCAGCACCCGGACCCCAGGCGCGCGCUGAGCGCGGCGGAGGAGGCCGGGGGUG
Molecule: messenger RNA, 1510 nt
Organism: Effrenium voratum
Lineage: Eukaryota; Dinophyceae; Suessiales; Symbiodiniaceae
Source: the annotation of a GenBank genome assembly